CAAUUCUAAGUAUUUUUUGCCUAGAACCUGUCCGUUGACUCAUUCCUUUCCUUUCUUUUUAAACAGGGUCUCUUUCUCUUGAACGGUCAAUUCAUUCAUUCUUCUGUUCUUGCUCAAUUGCUUGUCUCUUCUCAACCCUAUCUUUCUUCUAUAUCCGUCACAAUGGCUCAGCAGAACGGUGUCCCCGACUUCACGGUCAAGGCUGGUUUGGCCCAGAUGUUGAAGGGUGGUGUUAUUAUGGACGUUGUCAACGCGGAGCAGGCCCGCAUUGCUGAAGAGGCCGGUGCCGCCGCCGUCAUGGCCCUCGAACGAGUCCCCGCCGACAUCAGAAAAGACGGUGGUGUGGCGCGCAUGUCCGACCCCGGCAUGAUCAAGGAGAUCAUGGAAGCCGUGACCAUCCCCGUUAUGGCCAAGGCCCGCAUCGGCCACUUCGUCGAGUGCCAAAUCCUCGAAGCCGUCGGCGUCGAUUACAUCGAUGAGUCCGAAGUUCUCACCCCCGCCGACGACGUCCACCACGUCACCAAGCACAACUACAAGGUCCCCUUCGUCUGUGGCUGCCGCAACCUCGGUGAGGCCCUGCGCCGGAUCUCCGAAGGCGCCGCUAUGAUCCGCACCAAGGGUGAGGCUGGUACUGGAGAUGUUGUGGAGGCCGUUAAGCACAUGCGCACCGUUAACUCGGAUGUUGCGCGUGCGCGUGCAAUUCUGCAGAGCUCGCCCAACGCUGAACCUGAGUUGCGUCUGUACGCGCGUGAGCUGGGCUGCUCGUACGAGCUGCUCCGCGAAACUGCUGAGAAGGGCCGUCUUCCUGUUGUCAAUUUUGCUGCCGGUGGCGUUGCUACUCCCGCCGAUGCGGCGCUGAUGAUGCAGAUGGGUUGUGACGGUGUGUUUGUUGGAUCUGGUAUUUUCAAGUCUGGCGACCCGAAGAAGCGCGCGAAGGCGAUUGUGCAGGCUGUGACUCACUUCAAGGACCCCAAGGUUCUUGCGGAAGUCAGCCAGGGCCUGGGCGAAGCUAUUGUUGGUAUUAACGUGUCGCAUAUGGCCGAGGGUGACAAGUUGGCCAAGCGCGGGUGGUAGACUUGAGUGUGUUUUGUUAAGGCGUUUGGAAGUUUAUUUGUACAGCAUAUUGCCUACAUUUCUGUUGUUGAUAUGUAUUUGAGCCACUGAAAAGUGAUUGUCAUUUACGAGCCAUGAUAAUUCCUGGUACACUACAUCAAGGUACAUUGAGCCGUUCAAAACAUAAAAGUCACACCUCUUAGUUCACCGGUCCACGAAAUUUAUCCGGGCUACAACAUGCUCAGGCCUCCAGACAACCUUCACCAGGAUCAAUUAUCUCCGACAAUAUCCCGUUCAUGAAAUAGAACCAACCCAAUCAAUUUCCCGAGAUCUGCUACAGAAACCCCUGCGAGUGUAUAUAUAAAAUUACAGCUAUACACGCAAUAACCGUCUAGAAAAUACAUCCGGC
Molecule: messenger RNA, 1462 nt
Organism: Aspergillus ruber CBS 135680
Lineage: Eukaryota; Fungi; Ascomycota; Eurotiomycetes; Eurotiales; Aspergillaceae
Product: pyridoxal 5'-phosphate synthase subunit PdxS
Exons: 2
Coding region: 163-1074 (303 amino acids)
Biological process (GO): amino acid metabolic process; pyridoxine biosynthetic process; pyridoxal 5'-phosphate biosynthetic process
Molecular function (GO): amine-lyase activity
Source: RefSeq, a predicted model, not a curated record